Phytophthora infestans T30-4 is the source of this 3111-nucleotide messenger RNA. RefSeq names its product DNA repair protein RAD5, SWI/SNF-related matrix-associated actin-dependent regulator of chromatin, putative. Gene Ontology annotation, molecular function: ATP-dependent chromatin remodeler activity; ATP binding. Bases 1 to 3111 code for a protein of 1036 amino acids. The record is from RefSeq and is a predicted model, not a curated record. Lineage: Eukaryota; Oomycota; Peronosporomycetes; Peronosporales; Peronosporaceae. The transcript is spliced from 4 exons.
AUGGCCUGGAGCUGUUCGCUUUGCACGUUUGAGAAUGAAGAGUCCAUCGGUCAAUGUGCAAUGUGCCUUAACGCGCGGCCACUAACGCCACCGGCGUCUGGCCACAGCGCUAAGAAGGUGAAGACGCCAUCGCAAUCUCAAUCGUCGCUGCUCUUCAGUGUGGGCAGUUCUGCGGAGAAGGAACAGCAGCGCGUCCAGAAGAAGCUGCAGCAGCUUAGAGAACUGGGUAUUGAUCUUAUGGACCAUGAAAUGAUGGCAAUGCUGCAGCGCAACUGCUUCAGUGUCCCCGGAGCGGCCUCCGAGUACUUUGAGCGCUUGGCAGACACAGGUGACGCAACCCAGGAGGACGACGAGACCAAACGGAGGCUGGAGAGGACUCUACAGAAACUGGAGAACGUUGAUGCAGAUGGCGAGAGCUUCAAAGUGCUGGGUAAGACCACAGUGGAGGCGUCAGUCAACCGCCAGGGCGUGAAAGUCCAAGUGGGAGACGAACUACUGCUUUGUGCAGAGAAUGCUGGUAAAAAGAGACUGAGACCAGGACUAUCGACCGGUUCCGCGGCUUCCGGAAUUGUGAGGGUCACGACGUUGCAGCAGUCGCAGAUUGGUCGCCUAGAGAGGAAAAUGGAGACUUUGCUGCAUCCACUACUGAAGAGCAGACUCGUGAGACUCGGAGGAGUGUGCGAGACGCCGCCCGUGUCAGCUCAUAUGUUUGCGUCGUUUGACGUAAUUGUGUUUGUCUACGUCAGUGUCAAGGCUUUCGAGGUGUUUAACGAAGGCGACGCCAACUUUCACCUCUCGGAUCGGCUCUAUAAUCUGCUGCAGAUGAUGAAUGGAGCUGAAACGCCCUCGCUGGAUGCAUUAGCAUCACGCUCAAGCUCCGACGCGGAGGAUCCAUCGUCACAGGUGAACCCAGAGGACCUCGACACGCUGUUCUCUGAGUGCAUUGGAGCAAAUGAGCUUGGUGAUGCUGCAGACGGGGCGGGUACCGAUUCAUCGGAGCAUCUUGUGCAGUACCUGAAUGCUAUCGAGCUACGAGAUCAUCAGAAACAAGCUCUCAGGUGGAUGCUGUGGCGAGAGAACCAGUCGAGGAACGGCGUCAGUGAGCAAGAAAGCAACGACCCUAUGUGGGAGGAGCGUCACUUCCACUCUAAGAGCUCGUACUACGUCAACCCAUUCGAGAAAAGUGCGUCUUUGACUCGCCCGGAGCCUUCAGCCCCUUGUCUUGGUGGAAUUCUUGCAGACGAUAUGGGAAUGGGUAAAACAAUGAUGAUGUUAUCGCUUGUUGCCUACCAAAAACACACUUUGGUGGUUUGUCCUUUAAGCUUGCUACACCAGUGGAAGAAUGAAGCACAAGAACGCUUUCUUUCGGACACUCUGAGAGUUCAUGUAUACUACGGCGAAGAUCGUGACCUUGGAACUGGUCUCAAACCAGGAGCUUUGAACAGGAGUGACCUCGUGCUCACCACAUAUGGAGUCCUAUCAGCCGAGUUUGGGAAGAACGGCCUCCUCACGACGACCGAAUGGAACCGCGUAAUUCUUGACGAAGCUCAUAGCAUCAAGAACAGGUCAACGGGUUAUUUCAAGUCGUGCUCUGGGUUGAUGGCAACGCAUCGCUGGUGUCUCACUGGAACUCCCAUUCAGAAUACGCUGGACGAUAUGUUUUCGCUUCUGUGCUUCCUCCAAUACCAGCCUUGGUCUCGCGUUGCAUGGUGGAAGAGGGUGAUUACGAAGCCGUAUGAAGACGGCGACGACGUGAACGCGCUUGGCCGUCUAAAGGCAAUUCUAACACCAGUUUUACUGCGCCGGACAAAGCACUCGCGGGACAAACGAGGCAAUAUGAUCGUCAAACUCCCACCGAAGCACAUUGACCUGGUAAAGCUCGAGUUCUCUCCUGACGAGCGAGCCUUCUACCAGGCCGUAUUCGACAAAAGCAGAGCAGAGUUCAACGGUUUUGUUGCUAGCGGGGCAGCAACGACAAGUUAUGUCGCCAUUUUCGCGCUUUUGCUGCGUCUUCGUCAAGCUUGCGACCAUCCGUUGCUCGCUCUGGGCAAAGAUUUCGAACAAGCACUGACGCCAGGCGCAUCGACAUCGGUUAAGUCGGCUUUCCAGCCUCAGCAAAACGAGAGCUCGGAAGCUUAUUACCAGCGAAUUGCAGCACAGUUGCAAACGGACAUGCAGGCUAGCAGCAACCGCGCACAGCUCAUAGAAAACGGCUCGGAUGACCAAGAGGGCGCAUCGACAGGAGGCUUGACAGCGUCAUAUAUCCAGAGUGUGAUCGCACAAGUGGAAGACGGCUUGGACUCUCAAGAGUGCCCGAUCUGCUUGGACCCGCCCCAGAAUGCUGUACUGACCCCGUGCGCCCACGUCUUGUGCGACCAAUGUCUACGCGACAGCCUCGGAAACGACCCCGACAACGGCUGUCCCGUGUGUCGAACUGUGGUGGAUACGGCGAAAGUGUUCAAGUUGCCGCCCCCAAAAGCACAGGGUGAAGCCAGCAGCUCAGCCGACACAAAAACCAUCAUUACGCCUUCUGACGACGACGACGGUACGGGCCUUGAGUCUACUAAACUUCAGCAGCUUUUGCGUGAUGUACAAGCCAUCAAACUGGAGAACGAGAACGCCGAUUCGCCCGACCAGAAGCGCAAAGUUGUGGUCUUUUCACAGUGGACGUCGAUGCUUGGCAUGGUCUCGCAGCUUCUGACGCGUCAUGGGUUUUCCCACUGCUCGUUCAACGGUGGACUAAACCAGGAGGCACGAGAGCGAGUGUUGACCAAAUUCGCCAAAGACCCGGACGUGGAGGUUCUGGUUAUCAGUCUGAAAGCUGGCGGUGUGGGUCUCAAUCUCACGUGUGCGUCAGUGGUGAUUCUACUGGAUCCGUGGUGGAAUCCUGGCGUGGAGGAGCAGGCUGUUGAUCGUGUGCAUCGUCUGGGUCAGACACAAGAUGUGAUAGUGAAGCGCUACGUGGUGAACAACACAGUGGAAGAUAUGAUCUUGCAGCUGCAACAGCGGAAGGAAAAACUGGCCAAACACGUGCUCGUGGUAGCCAAGGCCCAUGAUGAGCGACGCAGCGAGCGACUCAACCUCGAUGACCUGCGCAGCUUCUUCCGGUGA